AAAUACCUCCAGUGCCCGAGUUUCAGCCCGAUGCUGAACUAGGAGCGAGUCUUGCUUCAAAAUGGCGGACAUGGCUUGCAGAUUUUGAAAUGUUUUUAACUGCCAGUGGAAUUACCAAUGCAACAAGGAAACGUGCUUUAUUACUUUACCUGGCAGGCAGUCGUGUUCGGGAAAUUUUUCAACAUUUACAAGAUGUAGGGAAUGCUGAUGAUUACGAUACAGCGAAGACGAAGCUUACCACCCACUUCGAGCCUCAAAAGAAUCACCGUUAUGAGGUUUAUCGGUUUCGUGAGACCAAGCAAGAGCAAGGGGAAACAUUAGAUCAAUAUCAUACACGUUUACGAGCCCUUUCUACUGCAUGUGAAUUUCAAGAUUUAGAAUUCGAAAUCGAACAGCAAAUUGUUGUUGGUGGUAUUUCCUCGCGAAUUCGUCGAAGGGCACUACGUGACCCUACCUACGAUCUGAAACAAAUGUUACUGGAUGGAAGACGUGAAGAAAUGAGUUCCUUUCAAACUCGAGAGAUUGAAUAUAAUGAGAAUACUGCUGCUGUUGUACAUCCUUUUAAAUCUGUCAACAAAGAAGGCAAGAAAUGCUAUACUUGCGGAGGGGACUACCCUCACAAAGGGGAAUGCCCUGCAAAAGGAAAGCAAUGCGGAAGCUGUGGUAAACAAGGUCAUUUUGCGGUCGUUUGUAAAAGUAAAGGAGACAAAAUAGAUCGCAGAAACAAAGGAAGCAGAUCACAUCGAAAGCACAAACCAAGAAUUCGCCCACUCAAACAUACUGAGUAUUCUUCUAGUUCUGAGGAUGAAUAUAUGUACGCAAUGUCUUCAGCCAGUCCACGCACACCACAAGUAUGGAUUACUGUUGCAGGUCACAAAUUCAAAGCUCUUGUGGACAGUGGUGCUACAAUAAAUGUGAUUGAUGCUGACACUUUUGCAAAUCUAAAAAAUGUUAAGCUCCUGCGCACAAGCACGAAGGCAUAUCCUUAUCAGAGUAAAAUACCAGUUGAGUUUCUUGGAAAAUUCGAAAGCAUUAUUGAAACCAAGAAGAAAUACACUGUGGGAACAGUCUAUGUGGUAAAAGGGAAGGACAGCGGAUGUUUACUCUCACUUCAGACUGCACAGGAAUUAGGCCUUAUCAAGCUUCAAUUAAAUGCAGUACAAAGCCAAAAUCUCCAGGACGACAGUCUAGCCAAAAUUCUACAACAGUAUUCUUCUGUGUUUCAAGGCCUUGGUAAAUUAAAGAAUCACCAGGUUAAAUUGAACAUUGACUCAAGUGUACCUCCAGUUGCUCAGCCACAACGUAGAAUUCCUUUCCACAUUAGGAAAAAGGUCAAGGUAGCCAUAAAAGAGCUUGAAAGUCAAGGAAUUAUUGAAAAGGUGCCUGAUUCUCAACCAACGCCAUGGGUAUCAGCAAUAGUUGCAGUACCCAAGAAAGAUGGCAAUGUCAGAAUAUGUGUAGACAUGCGCGCAGCAAACACUGCAAUCAAACGUGUACGUCACUUGAUUCCAACAGUAGCUGAUAUCAGUUUAGAGUUGAAUGGUGCUAGAUUCUUUUCAAAGCUUGAUUUGUCCCAGGCUUAUCAUCAAUUAGAGUUGCACCCAGACAGUCGUUUCAUUACUACUUUUAGCACUCAUCUCGGACUAUAUCGUUAUACCCGCUUGAACUUCGGAACUAAUGCAAGCGCUGAACUAUUUCAACAUACGUUACAGCAACACUUGCAAGGAAUGGCUGGUGUUCAGAAUAUAGCCGAUGACAUCCUAGUCUUUGGAAGUACACGUCAAGAGCAUGAUCAGGCUCUUGAAAAUUGCCUUAAACGCCUUAAAGAGAAAGGUCUUACCUUGAACAAGUCGAAAUGCAGUUUUCUGAAUACUGAGUUAGAGUUCUUUGGACAGAUUUUCUCAGAGCAAGGUACACGACCUGACCCUCGCAGAACACAGGAUGUUAUUGAUGCUGCUAUACCACAAAAUGUAUCAGAACUGCGCAGUUUCUUAGGCAUGGUGACAUUCAGUUCCAAAUAUGUCGCCAACUUUGCCACCAUUGCUACCCCUCUCCGUGAAUUGACAAAAACAGGUGUCACAUUUACAUGGGAACAAAAGCACCAAACCGCAUUCGACAAGCUGAAAGUAGCUAUUACUAAACCACCAGUUAUGGCAUAUUUUGAUGCUAAGAAGGACACUGUGUUAACAGUUGAUGCCAGUCCAGUGGGUUUGUCGGGAAUACUAUCUCAAAGAUCCGCAUGUGAUGCAGAAGGUAAAGUUGUUGCAUAUGCUAGCCGAGCGUUAUCAGCCGUAGAACAUCGGUACUCUCAAACGGAGAAGGAGGCUCUUAGCAUUGUUUGGGCCAUAGAACAUUUCCAUUUAUAUCUUUAUGGUCAUUCAUUUACACUGGAAACGGAUCAUAAGCCUUUAGAAAUGAUAUAUGGGAGGGCAAACUCAAAACCAUGUGCUAGAAUUGAGCGAUGGGUUCUUCGCCUACAGCCGUACAAUUUCCAAGUCAAGUAUAAACCAGGACCAACUAAUCAGGCUGAUUUUCUAUCACGACACCCUUCUAUGUCUAACACUGGAAAACAAAGCAAGAUUGCUGAUGAAUAUGUACAUUUUAUAGUACAAAACGCUGUUCCGAAGUCAAUGACUCUUUCUGAAGUUCGCGAAGAGACAGAUAAAGACAGAGUUUUAAAAGCACUUCGAGCUGCAAUUCGUCUCAAUCGUUGGGAUGCUGAUACUGUUAAACCUUUUCGACCUGUCAAAGAUGAACUAUCUAUUGAUUCGUCAAAUAUAAUACUACGUGGUGCCAGGAUAGUUAUACCUGAAUCUUUGCACAAGAAAGCAGUUGACUUAGCCCAUGUAAGUCACCAGGGAUUAGAGAAAACCAAAGCACUUCUACGUGAAAAGAUCUGGUUCCCUGGCAUUGAUGUACUUGUCAAGGAGACUAUCACAAAAUGUGUGCCUUGUCAAGCGGUCGGGAGAAGUAGUCCUCCUGAACCACUCCACAUGACGGAAAUGCCAAGUGCACCUUGGCAAAAGAUUAACAUUGAUUUUCUUGGUCCACUUCCAUCUGGCGAGCUACUUCUGGUUGUCAUAGACAGAUAUAGCCGCUAUCCAGAGGUGGAAAUUGUUCGCUCGACCAAAAGUUCUGUAGUGAUUCCCAAGUUGGAUAAGAUUUUUGCCGUCCAUGGUAUACCGUUUGAAUUAACGUCUGAUAAUGGACCACCUUUCAAUGGAGAUGAGUUCUCUCGUUAUUUGAAAUUGUUGGGUGUAAAGUUUACUCGCUCUACUCCAAAAUGGCCACAAGGUAACGCGGAAGUCGAACGCUUCAUGCAACCAUUAGCUAAAGCGCUAACGACAGCAGUUGUAGAAGGAAAGAAAUGGCAACAAGAGCUAUGCAGGUUUCUAUUGCAAUAUAGAACAACGCCACAUAGUACGACCAAGGUACCACCGUCCGAAUUAUUGUUUAACAGAACAGUUCGUGGAGCAUUACCAACAUUAAAACCUCGCACUAUUGUUAAUCGGCAUAAAGAAGCUAAAGAUAAUGAGCAGAAGCGUUGUAUCUACAAUAAGACCUAUGCAGAUUUACAUCGCAAUGCCAAAGAAAGUUCGAUCAAGGUUGGAGAUACUGUUCUUGUACAACAAGAGAAGAAGCAGAAACUAAUGCCCAAAUUCAAUACUACUCCAUACAAAGUGAUUGCUCGUAAAGGCACGACAGUUGUUGCAGAAAACAAAGAACGACAUCGUAUUACACGAGAUGUUUCGCACUUUAAGCAGAUUCCGGACAUUAAUGAAAUGGAUUAUAGUAGCGAAGAGGAGCGUAAUAAUGAACCUGAACCAGCAUGUGAAUAUAGGAGAUCAAAUAGAACAAGAAGAGCACCAGUGCGAUAUGGACAUGGACUUUCUUAUUAAUAGUUGGUAACAUUUACGUUUCUAUAUCUUCAUAUUCCUAUUGUUCUGUUGUGUUGUUUUGUUUUAAAAAAAAAGGGGGUGAUGUAGUAAUGACGUAUGUUAUGUAUUGGACACAGGGGUAAAAAGGGAUUAACUAGAAUAAGCAAGCAUGCGAGCACGUUAGAUACACAUUAGAAUUACAGAUCCUGUUGUUAUUCGAAGAGAGUAUUUCUUUCCAUAUUACUACAACUCACAGAGUUUAUAUUGACUUACCAGCAAAUCUCUUCAAUGCGAAGACAAGACGUAGAUUCUGCCUGAUUUAGAAAUGCGUAUCACUGGCCCGGCGUCGUCAACUUGGUCUGAGAUACUGAGCACUGGAGCUUCAUAAACAAAACUUUAUAUUUGGUUGCCAUGCCAGAAAUCAAUCCAAGCAACAAGCCAAUAAAACAGUCAAGUUUUUCAAGGUAUAUUCAAUCAAUUCAUCUGUGGAGAUUGAAUACUGAUAUUAAGGAGACUCUUUGAUCAUAACCUCCAAACCACAUAUCAAUCUGCUAUUUGCAAAUUAAUUGAUGUUGCAAUCAUGUGGGUGAUACCAUAAAAGGGCACGACAGAUUUGUUGUUUUGUUUCUAGUGUGGUGACAAUGUCCUUUCAUGGUGUGAGCUAUUUACUAUUGAUAUUGAUUAUGACAGUGACAGUUGGUUAAGACUUUUCAUAGCUAGCGUAGAUAAAAUGUGCAAGGUGUUGUGAUUUAAUUAUGCUCACUCGUGAAUAUAUUUCUGAUAUCUUGACUGAAGAUGCAUGAUGAGAGUUUUUUUUUUGCUUUAUUAUAAAAAUAGUUCAGUCAUUCAUAAUAGCAUCUACGUGGUCGGUAGGUCGCUAACAAUACUUUUCCACCAAGCCCUAUCAUUUGACCAUCUUUUCACCAUACCAAAAUUCCAGAUGUUCGCCUACCCCUUUACAUUAUCUAUCCGAUCCGUAUCCUUCUGUGUCUUCCACGAGAUCUCAUACUUGGAAGAAACCUCUCCAUGAUGUUAGAAGAUACUGUGUCACUUGAUCUUCGUGCAACAGGCCCAAAAAGCGCAGCAUUCCCUUUUGCAAUGGUGCCGUUCAGUUUAGAGGUUGUUUUGAAUUUUCUGUGCACUUUCUCAUCUCCCCAUAUGCCUUUCAACAUUCUCCGGUAACACCAUAGCGCAAAUGUCUGUAUUUUGUCUUUUAUCACU
Messenger RNA from Rhopilema esculentum, 5099 nucleotides. Lineage: Eukaryota; Metazoa; Cnidaria; Scyphozoa; Rhizostomeae; Rhizostomatidae. The record is from RefSeq and is a predicted model, not a curated record.